Molecule: messenger RNA, 2636 nt
Organism: Prunus dulcis (almond)
Lineage: Eukaryota; Viridiplantae; Streptophyta; Magnoliopsida; Rosales; Rosaceae
Product: F-box/LRR-repeat protein 14
Exons: 2
Coding region: 995-2401 (468 amino acids)
Biological process (GO): SCF-dependent proteasomal ubiquitin-dependent protein catabolic process
Cellular component (GO): SCF ubiquitin ligase complex
Source: RefSeq, a predicted model, not a curated record
ACCACCUGAACCUUCCAGAUCUAUCUGGCACUCUAUGAUCGUGUGACCAACCUCAGAGGAUUUAGAUCUUAAAACAGGUACAUCUCCACUACGCAAUCAAUGUCAAAUAAAGGUUCCUAUGCCGACUGAAAAAUGAAACACAAAUAAAUUUGGCAUUUUCAUAAUAUCCAUCGUCCUCGCCCUUCCUUAAUCCUGAGCAUCAUCAUCAUCAUCUUGUCCCUCUGCUCCUUUCCAAAUUAUGUUUGGUUAUUGUAGGGAUUGGCAUGAUUAAUGGGUAAUUGUCAAUUUUAAUUCUUUUAAUUUGUGAAAAUUUUGUGGGUUGGUUGUUUUUGGUCUCAUGGGAAAUGGUGUUUCUUCAAUUUCUUUGGAUCAAAUAGUGGAAUUAAAGUUUCUUUUCGUUUCUUUCUAUGGGUUUCCGGAAUUAUAGGAUAUCACUAAUUUGUAGGACAGGCCCUCAUUUUUGGGUGAUUAUAGCUUUCUUUAUCCGUUCGUGGUUAAUUUGCUUUCUUUCGGUUGUUUUCUUAUUCCUUAUUUAGCAAGUGGCCUUUUGGUUUUCUUGGGAUUUUAUCCUUGAGUUUGUAAAUUCUAAGGAGGAUACUGAAAGCUUCAUUUCAUACCAUAGAAUUGUUAGUUUUAUGUAAUUUCAAAACAGAAACUGUCGUAAAGAACCUAGUUUUGUUGGUAUAUGAGCGUUAUCGGAAUGGCUUCCUUGGCGGUAAGGGUGUCUUGAUGGGGAGCUUGCAUUUUCCUUUCCAGUUCAUGAAAAGGGGGUGGGUGCACAUGUGAGAAAGUCUCAUGACACUCAUUACUGUUUAUUCAAGUGUUUAGAACAACGAUAUCGAGUUGUUUUAAACAGCAUCUCUUGAGCUUUUAUUAUGAAUAUUCUUGUUCCAAGUUCCAAUUUUCCCGUAGUCAGACUAAAACUUCUCGUAUUGGCUUUUGUUGUAAUCUCAGGUGGUGCUAGUCUAUUCUCAAUAAAGGAAAUUACAGAAUUAUGAUGGAUUGUUUGCCGGACCAGUUAGUAUGGGAGAUCUUGAGCAGGGUUAAGAAAACCACUGAUAGAAACUCUUUGUCUUUGGCGUGUAAACGCCUGCAUGGAUUGGAUAAUGAACAGAGACAAUCUCUUCGGGUUGGUUGUGGAUUAGACCCUGCAAAUGAAGCUUUGACUUCUCUCUGCAGUAGGUUUUCCAACUUGACAAAGGUAGAGAUAACUUACGCUGGUUGGAUGUCCAAACUAGGAAAGCAGUUGGAUGACGAAGGGCUUCUUAUUCUUUCCAAUUGCUGCCCUUCUAUGGUUGAUCUCACAUUAAGCUACUGCACCUUCAUCACUGAUUUGGGCCUUGGUCACUUGUCUUCUUGCUCAAAACUUUCAGCUUUGAAGUUGAAUUUCACAACAAGAAUUACUGGCUGUGGCAUAUUAUCUCUUGUUGCGGGCUGCAAAGUUCUCACUAUCCUCCACCUUGUACGAUGUCUAAAUGUUAGCAGUUUUGAGUGGCUUGAAUAUCUUGGAAAGCUUGAAACUCUUGAAGAUCUCUCAAUUAAGAAUUGUAGAGCUAUUGGGGAGGGUGAUUUGAUUAAGCUAGGUUCUAGUUGGAAAAAACUAAAAUGCUUGCAAUUUGAGGUCGAUGUGAAUUACAGAUAUAUGAAAGUUUAUGAUCGUUCAGCUGUGGAUCGCUGGCAAAAGCAGUGGGUCGCAUGUGAGAACAUGGUGGAACUUAGCUUGGUAAAUUGUAUCAUCAGCCCUGGGAGGGGGCUCGCUUGUGUGCUGGGGAAGUGCAAGAAUUUGGAGAAGAUUCACUUGGACAAGUGUGUUGGGGUAAGGGACUCUGAUAUCAUAGGCUUAGCCCAAAAAUCAAAAAACCUCCGCUCCAUUUUCCUUCGAGUUCCAUCGGAUUUCUCACUUCCUCUUCUGAUGAAUAAUCCACUGAGAUUAACCGAUGAAUGUCUAAAAGCCGUGGCUCAGAACUGUUCGAUGCUUGAAUCUGUCAGGAUAUCGUAUUCUGAUGGGGAUUUCCCUUCAUUUUCCUCAUUUACAUUGGAUGGAAUCCUUAGUUUGAUUCAGAAGUGCCCUUUGCGGGAACUUGCUUUCGACCAAGUGUAUUCCUUUAACGAUGUUGGAAUGGAAGCUCUUUGCUUGGCUCAGUAUCUUGAGACCUUGGAGCUGGUCAAAUGCCAAGAGAUAAGCGACGAGGGGCUGCAGCUUGUGGGGCAGUUUCCCCGGUUGUCCAUUCUGCGUUUAAUCAAGUGUUUAGGGGUUUCUGAUGAUGGGUUAAAGCCACUUGUAGGGUCAUACAAAUUGGAAUUGUUGGCUGUGGAAGAUUGUCCUCAAAUUUCUGAAAGAGGAGUUCUGGGAGCUGCAAAGUCUGUAUCUUUCAGACAAGACUUGUCAUGGCUGUACUGAAAACUUGUGACUGGAUCAGGUAAAAGCAGUAUCAACGGCUUGUUUGGUUUCUGCAGCUUUUCAUUUAUCCAGCAGUUGUAUUAGGUUUAGAUGGCUUACUGUAAGUAAACUAUUGUGUUGUGAAUGUUAUUUUUUUAAUUUAAUUCAAUGAUCUGUAAGAAUAAAUAAUUGUAUUGAUUUAUUUGCCUUCGCUGAUGACCACAUAAUGAAAUGGCAAUUGUGAGGUUCAUAUUUA